This is a messenger RNA of Dentiscutata erythropus, 286 nucleotides long. The record is from the annotation of a GenBank genome assembly. Lineage: Eukaryota; Fungi; Glomeromycota; Glomeromycetes; Diversisporales; Gigasporaceae.
AUAUGAAGAGUAUAUUGACGAUGUAAGAAGAGAAGAGCCUGAGAAAUACCAAAGAUUUAAGAUGUAUUUCUCAUUUUUGGAUGCGUAUGUGAGAAGUUACCACAACCUGUUUCAUGAUGGUUGUUGGUAUUAUCAAAACAGUUGGGAUUUAUUGCUAUGGAGAAGAAAGCAAUAUGAAGAGGAUUUUGAAUACACAAUAGAAGUUUUGAAUAAAAAUUUUAGUCAUAUCUACCUGUUGGACUAUAAUGAUUUGUUGGAUUAUGCUGAAAAUAAUUUAGUAUUUUAA